UGACCCUGCAAAAAAUGAGCAACACCGUGAUCCUAGGCUCCGGUAUCAUAGGCCUCUCGAUCGCCUACUACCUCGCGGACCACCAGCCUGGCUCGACCAUCCACCUCGUCGAGCCGUCGCCCGAGCUCUUCGCAUCGGCCUCGGGGUACGCCGCCGGGUUCCUCGCCCGGGACUGGUUCCCGCCCGCGUCCGCCGCGCUCGGGGCCGUGAGCUUCGACGAGCACAGGAGGCUGGCCGCGGAACACGGCGGCAGGGACGCGUGGGGGUGGUCGACCAGCACGGCGUACAGCCACUCCGCCGCGCCGACGCGGGCGCACAAAGAGGGCGACGCCGACUGGCUACGCAACGGGGGCAGCCGGGCUGCCGUCGUCGAGGCUGUCGAGACUCCCGCCGACGACGACGAUGACGGGUGCCCGUUGUGGCUGCGCAGAGAGCACGGCGACGACCUCCAGAAGAUCGGGGACUCGGACACUACAGGUCAAGUGGACCCCCUCCGACUCUGUCGCUUCCUCCUGGACCAGUGCCGAUCCGCCGGCGUCCACCUCCACCACCCGGCCGUCGUUCUCUCCGUCAACACCGACCUCCGCGGCGACCUCGCCUCCGUCCGUAUCGGCGACACGACGUCCUCGACCGAGUCCGACGUGCCCUGCACUCGCCUCGUCGUCGCCGCCGGCGCCUGGUCCCCGCGCGUCUUCGCUGACCUGUUCCCGGGCGCGUCUCUCGAGGUGCCCAUCUCCAGCCUGGCGGGCCACUCCCUCGUCGUGAGGCCGUCGAUGUCGAAAAAAGCGCCGCAACCGGGGUGUCACGCCAUCUUCGGAACCGACGGCGCGGGCUUCUCGCCGGAGCUCUUCUCGAGAGUCGGGGGAGACAUCUACAUCGCCGGCGUGAACUCCUCGGUCCCCCUCCCGCAGCUGCCGGGUCAAACACCCGUCUCGGCCGCAGCCAUCGCGCAGCUCAAGAGCGCGACAGACCGCCUUGUCGACAACGGCGACGCGGAACUCGAGGUGGUCCGGCAGGGGCUGUGCUUCAGGCCAGUGACGGCCUCAGGGACGCCUAUACUCACCCGGGUGUCAGACGACCGGCUCGGCGGCAUUUCAACGCGCGCCGGUGCCGAGGGAGGGGUGUUCCUCGCGGCGGGACACGGGCCAUGGGGUAUUAGUAUGAGCCUCGGGACGGGGAGGGUCAUGGCCGAAAUAAUGCAGGGGCGGAGGCUCAGCGCCGAUGUAUCCAGGCUGGCCCUGACAUGAAUUAAUGGAGUCAAGGAAGUUACUCAGUACCUUUAUUGGUACCGGAUGCCAUUAAACCCGUUCAGUACGGAAUCUGUCUCCUUUUUUCUUAGAUUCUUUUUCUUUCUUUUUUCCCCUCUGAUGUUUAAAGACUCACACCCCCCACAACCCCCCCCCUCUCCUCACCAGUUUGAUGGGUUUGCCGACAUGACGAUCACUAAGCCCAUCCACAUCGCCACUGACGAUGCCAUGAAGUUGCAAAUUCUCUGCUCUCUGGAAACGGGCCGGUGCUGUGACCAUGACGGUGCUUUAGUGGGGGUGCGCCCGCUGCGCUUGUCCUUCGUGAGGGUGUGCAGCCACGAGGGCCGGACCAGUCUCCGUGGCAGGAACGCGUCUCCUCUCCACCGGCCGAAACGCCUGGGCACGCGCCGGCGUGGCUUGGUCGGCUCGUGUACGAAGCACGGCAGGCCAGCUGCGAAGACAUGUGCAGUAUUCGUACGAGGAGGACCGAAGCCGGUGGAGGCAUUGGCAUGUACCGUUCUUCUUCGUCAGCCUCCUCGUGCCAAUGUGCGAGGGAGAGGGGUGAUGAUUGUUCUGAGACGGUCGUAUCCACCGCCGGCCUCAUAAAGCUAACGUGAUGGAAAGGGAAAAAUUGGAGGAAGAGAUCCUUUCGCCUCGCCAAUCACCCAGAAAUAGCCGCCCAAGCUAAGUGAACCGUGAAAGUGCCUGAUCCACAGGCAAAACUAGCAGAACAGUAACCCCAUUCACGCGCCCCUAAAAA
Molecule: messenger RNA, 2007 nt
Organism: Colletotrichum destructivum
Lineage: Eukaryota; Fungi; Ascomycota; Sordariomycetes; Glomerellales; Glomerellaceae
Product: Putative FAD dependent oxidoreductase, FAD/NAD(P)-binding domain superfamily
Exons: 2
Coding region: 15-1247 (410 amino acids)
Biological process (GO): retrograde transport, endosome to Golgi
Cellular component (GO): cytoplasm; late endosome
Molecular function (GO): oxidoreductase activity
Source: RefSeq, a predicted model, not a curated record